Molecule: messenger RNA, 411 nt
Organism: Racocetra fulgida
Lineage: Eukaryota; Fungi; Glomeromycota; Glomeromycetes; Diversisporales; Gigasporaceae
Source: the annotation of a GenBank genome assembly
AAUGGUAAGGAAGCGAUACCAGAGGUGCGGUUAUCUAUAGAUAAUUCGGUAUCAGUUGUUGAUUUAUCCAACUCUGUAGUGGACCAACAAAAUAAUGCCGACACCAAGUCAAUGGAAGGGGUACCAAAGGUAUCAGAUAAGGAAAUAGAUGAUUUUAUUCCUGAAGAACUGAUACCAAAACCUCCGGCAACGCCUCCAACAUCUUCUGAAGAGGAAAGCUCAACGUUCGAAGCAUCAAAUGUUCACAAUUCACCCAGGAUAGAGAAAGAUAAACAGAAUGAAAUGAGUGUGGAGCACUCAGCGAAUGUUGUUUCUGACAAUAGCAAUGAAAGAACAAAAAUUCCAUACAAUCAGAAAGUGGAGCAAGGUUUGAGGAAAAUGGGAAUCAGCUCCCUUAUGAUCCCGAAUUAG